AUGGGCCUGUGCAAUGCCCACGUGGUGUCGACUCUUACUGUGGCCGGUACCGUGGGCCGCUGCUCUGGCCGCUGCGCUCUCAUCUUCCUCUGUACUUUCCAGCUGGUUACUGCCCUGGAGCUGCAGGUGUUCGACUUCCUGGGCUACCAGUGGGCACCUAUCUUGGCCACCUUCGCCCACAUCAUCGUGGUUAUCCUGGGGCUCUUCGGCACCAUCCAGUGCUGGCCUUGCUACAUUGUGGUGUAGGCAGUGUGGGCAGCCACCUGGAUGGCCUGGAAUAUUUUGAUUAUCUGCAUCUACUUGGACGUGGGGCCCUCUCAAAGCGGUCCUGGUGGUGUGAGCAUGGCCUGGCCUACAGCCAUCCUGGAGCAUGGCCACACAGAGGCCCUGCACAGCGCCCUGCAGACCCUGCUGACACCUGUGGGCUUCAUCUGUGCCUGCCACAUGGUCAGUGUGAUCACCAAGAAGGAGGACAGCUGCAAGUGUGUGACCACCAGCCUCCUGCAGAAUCCUGUUACCAACCUGCUGGCCCCACCAGGGGGAGGAGAAGAGAAGCUGCAGGCUGGCCACAGAAGGCCUGAGAGCUGGCCUCUUAAAUGGGUCCCCAAGUCCUGGUUGGCUUAG
Dama dama (fallow deer) is the source of this 624-nucleotide messenger RNA. It is a transcript of the gene NKAIN4, whose product is annotated as sodium/potassium transporting ATPase interacting 4. The record is from RefSeq and is a predicted model, not a curated record. The transcript has 7 exons. Lineage: Eukaryota; Metazoa; Chordata; Mammalia; Artiodactyla; Cervidae. Gene Ontology annotation, biological process: regulation of sodium ion transport.